UUGCGCCUGCGCGGACGGGUCAUUUCGCUGGCUGCUCCUAGGCUCCCGGCGCGCCGCCAUCUUGUAUGGUGCUUCAUUGUUCGCGUUGGGCCGGGCGGUUUAGUGUAAUUGCCGCGGAAGAGGGAGGCGGAGAAACCUCCGGUCAGCCGAGGGACCCCGGUAUUCCGCAGCCAUAGCUGCUCAAACGAUUCGGGAGGUAGUGAAGGGCAGGGAGCUGGACCCGGAGGCGCCACCGCGACAGCAGCAGCCAUGGAGGACGAAAUGCCCAAGACUCUAUACGUCGGUAACCUUUCAAGAGAUGUGACAGAAGCUCUGAUUCUUCAGCUUUUUAGCCAGAUUGGGCCAUGUAAAAACUGCAAAAUGAUUAUGGAUGUAAGGACAGCUGGAAAUGAUCCGUAUUGUUUUGUGGAGUUUCAUGAGCAUCGUCACGCAGCUGCAGCACUAGCUGCUAUGAAUGGACGGAAGAUAAUGGGUAAGGAAGUCAAAGUGAAUUGGGCUACAACCCCCAGCAGUCAAAAGAAAGAUACAAGCAGUAGUACCGUUGUCAGCACACAGCGUUCACAAGUCUUAGUUCACUUGCACAUGGAUUCACAUAAACUGAAUGGUGUAAUGUCUGGGCAACCAAAACUGUUGGCUUUUGAGAAAACUGUCAAAUACUUUAACAUCAAACUGUUGCAAUGCAAGAUCAUUUCCAUGUCUUUGUUGGUGAUCUCAGCCCAGAAAUUACAACUGAAGAUAUAAAAGCUGCUUUUGCACCAUUUGGAAGAAUAUCGUAAGUAACAGAAGAUAAAUAAAUGCUUCUUAUUAGAAAUAAUCAUAUGGAGAAGUCAUUUGAAAACAAUUCUAUUGAGAAUUUUGUACAUAAAUUUUAACACUUGAAUGUCAUGUUAUUAUAUUGUAUAGAGCUUAUUCAAGAAGUUACCAGCAUAGAUUGUUUUCCCAUAGUCGCUUAUAUAUUUGGUCUUCAAUUAUCUUAACAAUUACUUUUCCAUUAACGUUAACUUUUAAGAGAAAAAUCUAUCAUAGUACAUAUUAUAGUUUCUUAUAUAGGUGCUUUGUUUGCUUGGUGAUAAUCUCUAGUAAGCUUGUACUGUCUAUGGCUUAAAGAGUUUAAAUCCAUUGGCACUUCUGCGAUACCAUGCAUUUUGGUGUAUUUUAACAAAAAGCCUUAUUAAUCCAUUCUAAAAAGGCAGUUAUUAAAUAUUAUUUCCUACAUACUUACUCUCUUUUUACUUUGUGGACAGUAUUGUGUUAUGGUAUUUUGUGAAGCUCUGUCUUGUUUGCAUUUGUUAUUAAUCAUACAUUUUAGGCCCCUUUUUGGGCCUAAAUAUCUCACUGAAGGUAGCAUUCAUCAUAGAACUUUAAUAUUUUGAAAAGCAUGCAAGAUUAGAGUAAUAGCAAGUUGUUUAUAGUAUUUUUGUAGGAGUAAUUGUUGAAUUUAGAAAAUAAUUUUUAGGGUUUCUGGUUACUUUAUUAUUAUUCUAGCUAGAGGUAUAGUAAAGAAAGAAAUGUGAGCUGUGGUUUGUUUUGAACAGACCAACAGCAGAAAUGAGGUGAGGGGACAGCAAAGUAAAUGCCGGUAGUAUUGGUGAGGCAUUUGGAGAAUUUUCAUAAGAAGAGUUGUAAUCCAUUGGUAAAGGAAUAACAAUGCAUAGUGGCCAACUUCAAAGGCAUUCAUAAGAUUACAGUUUUUAAAAGGACUUAGUAUUAACAGUUUUCUUUGUAAGAACUGUUUAGGAAAAUAACUGAAGUUUUCAUUUCUUGAUUGUUCCUCUAAAUCUGUUUUAGGGUUUUGAUUAUGUGAGCUUGCUUUCAAGUAUCUAGGUUUGGAGGGUCUUAACCUUUGGCCUGUAAAGAACUCUAUAAAUUUCUAUAUGUGAUAUUUUGGGAGUUUGGGGGAGGUUUUUUGGAGAGUUUUUUUGUUUUUGUUUUUGUUUGUUUGUUUGUUUU
Tupaia belangeri chinensis (Chinese tree shrew) is the source of this 1950-nucleotide messenger RNA. It is a transcript of the gene TIA1, whose product is annotated as TIA1 cytotoxic granule associated RNA binding protein. The transcript is spliced from 7 exons. The record is from RefSeq and is a predicted model, not a curated record. Gene Ontology annotation, molecular function: mRNA binding; U1 snRNA binding. Gene Ontology annotation, biological process: mRNA splicing, via spliceosome. NCBI's taxonomy places the organism in Eukaryota, Metazoa, Chordata, Mammalia, Scandentia, Tupaiidae. Gene Ontology annotation, cellular component: U2-type prespliceosome; U1 snRNP; precatalytic spliceosome. Bases 250 to 741 code for a protein of 163 amino acids.